Messenger RNA from Argentina anserina (silverweed cinquefoil), 2950 nucleotides. RefSeq names its product E3 ubiquitin-protein ligase WAV3-like. The transcript is spliced from 2 exons. The coding region runs from base 404 to 2569 and encodes 721 amino acids. Lineage: Eukaryota; Viridiplantae; Streptophyta; Magnoliopsida; Rosales; Rosaceae. The record is from RefSeq and is a predicted model, not a curated record.
GGCUGCUGGUCACUGUGGAAGCUCUCUGACCACUCCAAUCUCACCCUCUCAUCCACCACCACCCAACCCAUUUACUCCAAAUUCCUAUUAAAACCCAAAUAACCCAAUAAUAUUUCUUUCCCUUUCAAAUUCCAAUUCCAUUUCCAUUUCCAUUCCUUAAAACCGCCAAUCAAUCAUUCAUUGCCUGCUUUUUUCAUUACUCCCACCUCUUAAUUACUUCUUGUUGUGAAGCUCAAUAUCCCCCCCCCCCCCCACAAUAGGUUCACUUCUCAAUCCACACCCAAUAUAUGUGUCCCUUCAUGACUCUCCCACCUUUAAGAUCUGAGAUAUCUUAGAGAUCUCAAUCAGUGUGAGAAAAGAACCAAACAAACAUACAACCCCCCACCCCCAAAGCCCCAGAAGCAUGGGAAGCAAAUGGAGGAAAGCCAAGCUUGCUCUUGGCUUGAACACUUGUCUCUAUGUUCCUCAAACUUCAGAGGAACACCCAUCUUCACCUUCCCCUAACGGCGUCGUUGCGUCCAGGCAUUCCGACGCGGUUUCCUCCUCCUCACUGCUUUCUCCGACGGGUCUUGGCUCCGACCGGCAAGCCACCACGCCGACUCCGUCGUCUUCCGGGCUCCGGUUGCCCAAGAGUGGAACCAAGUCCUCAAAGAAAACUUGUGCAAUAUGCUUAACCACCAUGAAACCUGGUCAUGGGCAUGCCAUUUUCACUGCAGAGUGCUCCCACUCUUUUCACUUCCAUUGCAUUACUUCUAAUGUGAAACAUGGGAAUCAAAUUUGCCCAGUUUGCAGAGCAAAGUGGAAAGAAGUCCCCUUUCAGAACCCUGCUUCUGAUCUUUCACGGGGUCUUCCAAGAAUUAACCCAGUGAAUUGGCCCCAAGAUGAUGCCUGGAUGACUGUUUUACGCCAAAUUCCUGCACCACGCGUUGACGUGAGCAGGCCUGUUACAUCACUCUUCCACACUCCUGAGCCAGUUUUGUUUGACGAUGAUGAAAGUUUAGAUAACCAACCUGACAGUAUCAAGAAUAAGGCUUCUGUUGAAGAUCCAAUUUCUAGCAACAAUUGUAUCAGAAUCAUAGAGGUCAAAACAUAUCCUGAAGUUCCUGCUGUGGAAAGAUCAAGCCCUCAUGAUAACUUCAGUGUUCUAAUUCAUCUCAAGGCUCCUCAUACAAAUGCUGGAAAUCCAGUAUCUCAAAAUUCUCGUGCUCCGGUAGAUCUUGUUACAGUGCUUGAUGUUAGUGGCAGCAUGGCAGGUACAAAGCUGGCUUUGCUAAAACGCGCCAUGGGGUUUGUGGUACAGAACCUUGGUCCGUCUGAUCGGCUCUGUGUGAUUGCCUUCUCCUCUACAGCACGCCGGCUCUUUCCCCUUCGUCGUAUGACUGAUACUGGACGUCAGCAAGCAUUGCAGGCUGUAAACUGUCUUGUUUCAAAUGGUGGAACAAACAUUGCUGAGGCUCUUAAAAAAGGCACCAAGGUUUUAGUAGAUCGCAAUUCAAAAAAUCCUGUUUGCAGUAUUAUUCUACUAUCUGAUGGUCAGGAUACAUAUACUGCCAGUAGUCCUCGUGGAACUCAUCCCCGUACAGAUUACCAAUCACUUCUCCCAAUCUCUAUCCGUCGAAAUAAUGCAGCAGGGUUGCAUAUUCCAGUUCACACAUUUGGAUUUGGAGCAGACCAUGAUGCUGCCUCAAUGCAUUCAAUCUCGGAGAUUUCUGGGGGUACAUUUUCUUUUAUAGAAGCUGAAAGUGUGAUUCAGGAUGCAUUUGCACAGUGCAUUGGGGGCCUUCUGAGUGUGGUGGUGCAAGAGCUGAAUGUCAGAAUUGAGUGUGUUCACCCGAAUUUGCAAUUGGAUUCAAUAAAAGCUGGGAGUUAUAGAACCAGCAUGAUGCCUGAUGCAAGAAUGGGAUCUAUUGAUGUUGGAGACCUGUAUGCUGAAGAAGAAAGGGAUUUUUUGGUGACAAUGAAUAUUCCAGUUGGAUGUCUUUACAAAGAUGAGAUGUCACUGGUACAGGUUAGAUGUCUUUACAAAGAUCCCAUUACAAAAGACAUGAUCAAUUUGGAUGAAGCUGGUGAAGUCACUAUCAGAAGGCCCGUAGUAGCUGGGAAACUAGUAGUUUCAAUGGAAGUAGACAGGCAACGCAACAGGCUUCGUGCAGCCGAAGCAAUGGCUGAGGCCAGAAUAGCUGCUGAGAAUGGUGACUUGGCUGGUGCAGUUUCCCUCCUGGAGAGCUGUCGCCGGGAAUUAUCUGAAACUUCUUCUGCACAAGCAGGUGACCGGUUGUGUGUUGCACUAUCAGCCGAGUUAAAGGAGAUGGAAGAAAGAAUGGGGAACCGUCGUGCAUACGAAGAAACCGGAAGGGCUUAUGUUUUAUCAGGAUUGAGUUCACACUCAUGGCAGAGGGCCACUGCUCGAGGUGAUUCCACAGAUAGCACAAGCCUUUUGCAAUCUUACCAAACUCCAUCAAUGGUAGACAUGGUGACACGGUCUCAGACUAUGGUACUAGGGAAUCCAUCACCUCGACGAACCCUCAGCAGUGCUAAGUCAUUUCCAGUCAAAUCACGGCCACGUUAACCAACGGUGGUGGAACUACCACACACUACAUAUAUCCUUCAUUACUAGACCUUCUCUAUUCCCUAAUUUUUUCUUCCUGUGAUUUGGGAUAACUGGGAAACAAAGGAGUUUGGAGUGUUUUAACUGUAUAUGAAAUAUGAACAAGAAUUGGUGAAAGCUGAGUAAAUGGGAAUCUUCAGAACUGUGAAAAGGAAAUGGUGUGGGGGUGGGGGGUUAGGAAUAUCCGAGUGUGAUUUUGGGUGAUGUACAUUUAGAGGGUUUUCUUUUUCUUUCUAGUUUAUUUUGCAAUUGUAUUGGAGAAUGAGAUUGGGGUAUAGCCUUGUAAUUGUGGGGAUACUUGGAGUGAAUUCUUCACUCGAAUAUAUGAAAUGGUAUCAUUAC